ACCCCCACGCCCUCAGGUUUCCGAGUCAUCAGCGAACGUGAGUGGGUGACAGGACUCGGCGCUGCCGCAUCCCGCGCCACCGCCUGCUGCGCCUCCUUCGUUCCGCUUCGGGUUCAGCACUGGACAGCUCCCGCCCCAAUCCGACAAAUGGCAGUCAGCUGAUUGACAGAGGAGCCGACCAAACAGGACACAAGACAACGCGAAGCCGCCCUACGACGAGGGUUUGGUUGCGGCCAAACUGCCUCUUUAAACCGGCUUUCCUCCCGAGAGCAGGGACAGGGAGGAGUGUGGUUUGUGGCCAAACGUAUAGGCUCCGACUAACCAGCUGCCGGGCCCUGUCGACUCCAGACAAACGUCCUAAAAGGAAGCCCCGCUCCUCGGGACUCGCUGCUGCGCCCGCGGAGCUGUCCGUGCGCGCGCUCCUUGCCUGGUGGCCAAGCCGAGCAGGAGGAGUCCCGGCUGGGAGGCGGCAACGACCUGCCGCCGCUGAGAGGAUGGAGCAGCGUUUCUGGCGGCCAAGGCGGCGGCAGCAGCUCUCGAGCACACCUCAGUGAGAGCGGCUGCGGAGAGGCUGAGCAGAAAGACGUAAGCAGGCCAACUGUAGCUGCCGGGAGCGCGAGGGGAUGUAACCUGUUCGGCUCAAGGCUGUGAGGUGCGUAAUCCUGAGCUGAGCCAUCCUGGAGCCGGUGCAGACAGCGUGGUCACAGGUGAUUUUAUUUCCUGUGACGGAGGUUUAGCCAGCGGGGCCAGUUUCGUAACAUUGUUAUUUUCAAGUCCUUUUGGACUGGCUGUCAUCUGGUGAAGAAGGGGGAAGACUCUUAGUACAAGUCUGACUGGUGUAAACUGAUGACCAAAAUUUAAAAAGUGACUUCUCCACGUUACCUCCUCUCUUCGCUGCGAGACAGAUGGGAACCAUGGCUUAUCCCUUACUUUUCUGCCUCCUGCUCGCUCAUCCGGGUUUGGGAGCUGCUGGCGCCAGCCGAGACUCGCCCGGGCGGUCGGAUUCCCCUCGAGAGAGGGCCGUGAGAGCGAAACAGCACGCCCAGCAGCUGGCUAGAGCCUCUGCUUCGGACCCCUCUGCUCCCUGGAGCCGCUCCACCGAUGGCACCAUCUUGGCGCAGAAACUCGCCGAGGAGGUGCCCAUGGACGUGGCCUCUUACCUCUACACCGGGGACUCCCACCAGCUGAAGGGAGCCAACUGCUCCAGGCGCUAUGAGUUGGCUGGCCUGCCGGGAAAGUCGCCAGGCCUAGCCAGCUCCCAUCCCUCCUUGCACGGGGCUCUGGACACGCUGACACACGCCACCAACUUCCUCAACAUGAUGCUGCAGAGCAAUAAGUCGCGAGAACAGAACUUGCAGGACGACCUGGAGUGGUACCAGGCACUGAUGCGGAGCGUCUUGGAGGGCGAGCCCAGCAUCUCGCGGGCGGCCAUCACCUUCAGCACCGAGUCGCUGUCCGCGCCGGCCCCGCAGGUCUUCCUUCAGGCCACGCGCGAGGAGAGUCGCAUCCUGCUCCAGGACCUGUCCUCCGCGCACCACCUGGCCAACGCCACGCUGGAGACCGAGUGGUUCCACGGCCUCCGGCGCAAGUGGAGGACUCACUUCCACCGCCGCGGCUCCAGUCAGGGGCCCCGGGGCCUGGGUCAUAGCUGGCGGCGCAGGGACGGGCUUGGCGGAGACAAGAGCCAUGUCAAGUGGUCCCCGCCUUAUCUGGAGUGCGAGAAUGGGAGUUACAAGCCCGGCUGGCUGGUCACUCUCUCCGCUGCUUUCUACGGGUUGCAGCCUAACCUGGUCCCGGAAUUCAGGGGUGUCAUGAAAGUUGACAUAAAUCUUCAGAAAGUGGACAUUGACCAAUGUUCAAGUGAUGGCUGGUUUUCAGGAACUCACAAAUGUCACCUUAACAAUUCUGAGUGUAUGCCAAUUAAAGGCCUGGGAUUCGUGCUUGGAGCCUAUCAGUGUAUUUGCAAAGCAGGAUUCUAUCAUCCUCGAGUCUUCUCAGUGAACACCUUUCACAGAAGGGGUCCGGAUCACCAUUUUGCAGGAAGUGCAAAAGAUGUGUCAGAAGAAGCCUAUGUCUGCCUACCCUGCAGGGAAGGCUGCCCCUACUGUGCUGAUGACAGCCCCUGCUUUGUCCAGGAGGAUAAGUAUUUGCGACUUGCUAUCAUCUCCUUCCAAGUACUGUGUAUGCUGCUCGACUUCGUUAGCAUGCUGGUGGUCUACCACUUUCGCAAAGCAAAGAGCAUCAGGGCAUCAGGCCUUAUCCUGUUGGAAACAAUCCUUUUUGGGUCUCUGCUUCUGUACUUCCCAGUUGUUAUUUUGUACUUUGAGCCAAGCGCAUUUCGCUGUGUUCUCCUAAGAUGGGUCCGUCUUCUCGGUUUUGCUACUGUUUAUGGAACUGUCACUCUAAAGCUUCACAGGGUUUUGAAAGUGUUUCUUUCACGAACAGCUCAACGGAUUCCGUAUAUGACUGGUGGACGGGUCAUGAGGAUGCUGGCAGUAAUACUGCUAGUAGUGUUUUGGUUUCUUGUUGGCUGGACUUCAUCUGUUUGCCAGAAUUUGGAAAGGCAGACUCCACUUAUUGGCCAAGGGCAGACAUCUGAUCACCUCAUCUUCAAUAUGUGCCUCAUCGAGCGCUGGGAUUACAUGACAGCUGUUGCUGAAUUUUUAUUCCUUUUGUGGGGUGUUUAUCUCUGCUAUGCAGUACGGACAGUCCCAUCAGCAUUUCACGAGCCACGCUAUAUGGCGGUUGCAGUUCACAAUGAGCUCAUUAUCUCUGCUGUAUUCCAUACAAUCAGAUUUGUUCUUGCUUCAAGACUUCAGUCUGAUUGGAUGUUGAUGCUAUAUUUUGCACAUACUCAUUUGACUGUGACAGUCACCAUUGGGUUGCUUUUAAUUCCAAAGUUUUCACAUUCAAGCAAUAACCCACGAGAUGACAUUGCUGCAGAAGCAUAUGAAGAUGAGCUAGACAUGGGCCGAUCUGGAUCCUACCUGAACAGCAGCAUCAAUUCAGCCUGGAGCGAGCACAGCCUAGAUCCAGAGGACAUCCGGGAUGAGCUGAAGAAACUCUACACCCAGCUGGAAAUAUAUAAAAGGAAGAAGAUGAUCACAAAUAACCCCCACCUCCAGAAAAAGCGGUGCUCCAAGAAGGGCUUAGGCCGUUCAAUCAUGAGGCGCAUCACCGAGAUCCCAGAGACGGUCAGCAGGCAGUGUUCCAAAGAGGACAAGGAGGUCACGGACCACAGCACAACCAAAAGCACCGCCCUGGUCAGGAAGAAUCCACAGGAGUAUUCCGGUAACACUGGGAAGCCCAAGGAGGAGUCCCUGAAAAACCGAGUCUUCUCACUAAAGAAAUCCCACAGCACUUACGAUCAGGUGAGGGAACAAGCGGAAGAGCCCAGUAGCGUCCAAGUGGGAAGCGGAGAAGAGGCGGCUACUGAAAACUCCACAUUGGAGUCUCUAUCGGGUAAAAAACUCACACAGAAACUGAAAGAAAGCGAGGCCGAGUCCACGGAGUCUGUGCCUUUGGUGUGUAAAUCAGCCAGUGCUCACAACCUCAGCUCGGAGAAGCAGCCGGGGCACCCACGCACAUCCAUGUUGCAGAAGUCUCUCAGCGUCAUAGCCAGUGCCAAGGAGAAGACUCUUGGAUUAGCUGGGAAAACCCAAACAUCAGGCACGGAGGAGCGUGCCAAAUCCCAGAAACCUCUGCCAAGAGAGAAAGAGAUAAACAAGAAAUACUCAAAUUCAGAGAGCACAGAGACCAAAGAUUCUGCCUCUCCAAACGUCAAUCAUUCAGAGGAGCCAAGAAAACCUCAGAAAUCUGGGAUUAUAAAGCAACAAAGGGUCAAUCUCCCCACUGCUGAUACUGAAAUGAACCCAGGCACCACUCAGAUGAAGAAGAAUUUUGACAUAGGGGAAGUGUGCCCUUGGGAAAUUUAUGACCUGACCCCUGGUCCUGUGCCUUCAGAAUCAAAAGUUCAGAAACAUGUAUCUAUUGCGGCUUCUGAAAUGGAGAAAAGCCCAUCUUCUUCCUUGAAGGAGAAAUCUCAUCAGAAGCUUAAGACAGCUGAACUAUGUCAGCAGCCCAAUCAGAAGAGCAUAGACAAGACUGCAGUAUUCCCUUGGGAAAGCCAAGGCCAGUCCCUUUUCGAAGAUGAGAAGCAUUUGAUUUCCAAGACUCAGGCAAUCCCAGGGAGAGCUGAGAAUGGCAAUCAGCAUUACGCAGCCAGUGUGUGUGCUGGGCCAUAUGAGGGACUGACCCCCAAAGUGGUAGCAUCAACAGUAGUGAAUGAAAAUCUCAACCAAAUAGGAGGCCAGGAAAAAAAGACAUCUUCCUCUGAAGAAAAUGUGCCUGGCUCUUAUAACUCAAGUAAAAACUUUCAGCAACCUUUAACAACACGAGCUGAGGUGUGUCCUUGGGAGUUUGAGCCCCCAGAUCAACCAAAUGCUGAAAGAAUUGUAGCUCUACCUGUCUCUUCUGCUUUAAGUGCAAAUACAAUAGGAGGGCCUCGGAAAUAA
Messenger RNA from Manis javanica (Malayan pangolin), 4514 nucleotides. It is a transcript of the gene GPR158, whose product is annotated as G protein-coupled receptor 158. Gene Ontology annotation, biological process: G protein-coupled receptor signaling pathway. Gene Ontology annotation, cellular component: membrane. The record is from RefSeq and is a predicted model, not a curated record. Gene Ontology annotation, molecular function: G protein-coupled receptor activity. NCBI's taxonomy places the organism in Eukaryota, Metazoa, Chordata, Mammalia, Pholidota, Manidae.